UGGUUCUUCACAGGCGGCGCGCUAUCAAUCCUUAUUGAUAGCGCGCCUUUCAGUGAUUUGGGCAUGUCAUAGACACGCCCAAGGUUUUUAUGUACUUUUCUGGCCAUCCAUGUACCCAGGGACUGGACACCUUGAAUUGUUUUUCCGCAGUGCUGGCCUGUUUUUCCAGUUUUCAAGUAGGCAUCAGUUUAACAUUGAAGAUCAUACUGACUUGCACUAUAGUUUUGGUGGUCUACACCUUCUGUGCCUACCACCUUUCCUUAACAAGUUUAAUCCUAGCUCAGCGCAAAUGUAUUACCCUUUAUGGGCAUUUUCUGGUCAUGUGAUGCUUAAAUCUUUGCCCAACUUUUGA
Messenger RNA from Suillus paluster, 352 nucleotides. RefSeq lists its product as uncharacterized. The record is from RefSeq and is a predicted model, not a curated record. Lineage: Eukaryota; Fungi; Basidiomycota; Agaricomycetes; Boletales; Suillaceae. The transcript has 6 exons. The annotation marks the transcript as partial.